AGCUCCUUUUACCCAAUACUGAAGGGCUACGGAACUACGAUGCAGCUGUCUUGAUUGGCCGGUGUACUUCCGGCCUCCGUUGAAGACCCACUUCCUGCCUCUCUUUUGCUUCGGCCAGAUAGCAAAGAUCGCAAAAUGACUCAGCAGUUUAUUCUCUGAGAAGAAGGAAAUGGUAGAUGUCCAGAAAAAGAUUUUUUCUAACCACCUCAGGCGUUCUGCCACUUUUCUGAAGUGUGAAUUGCCUGCUGUCAGCCUGGAGUUCUCACCUCUGCAAUCCUGGCUGCAGGCAUAUUUGCAUAUUGGAUGCUAUGUUCUUUAACCCCCUGAGGUUUGAAUGGGCUUGGAGUCUGUGUGAAAGCUGGCUCCUUUCAAACCCCUGGACAGUUUCAGUUCUCUGGUCUCCAGAAAAACAGAAAACCCCAACAAUAGCGCCAUUGACUUUUAUGUAAAUGGUACUCUUCUGGAAGACACUGGGCUAUUUCCCAGGGCCCCAGAACAUACUCAAACAUUUGUUUGAGUGGGAGGUGGGGGAGAAAGUUCUGUUGAGUCAAUGAACAUCUGUUGAGAUCUGCUAUGCUGAGUCCCAGUGAAACAGAGCUCAGUCUGGCUCUUCCUUGCCAGAGGAAGAUUUGCCAACAUAGAAUUACCAUACUAGUUCUUAGAUAGACCAUGGCCCUGAGAGCAUGUGGCUUGAUCAUCUUCCGAAGACGCCUUAUUCCCAAGGUGGACAACGAUUCAAUUGAAUUUCUACUGCUGCAGGCAUCAAAUGGCAUUCAUCACUGGACUCCUCCCAAAGGCCAUGUGGACCCAGGAGAGAAUGACUUGGAGACAGCCCUAAGAGAGACUCGGGAGGAAGCAGGAAUAGAAGCUCACCAGCUGACCAUCAUUGAGGGGUUCAGAAAGGAGCUCAAUUAUGUUGCAUGGCAGAAGCCUAAAACAGUCAUUUACUGGCUGGCAGAAGUGAAGGACUACGAUGUGGAGAUCCGCCUCUCCAAUGAACACCAAGCCUACCGCUGGCUGGGGCUGGAUGAGGCCUGCCAGUUGGCUGAGUUCAAGGAGAUGAAGGCAGCACUCCAAGAAGGACACCAUUUUCUUUGCUCCACAGCGGCCUAAGCUGACCAGAGCAGUCAUUUGCUUCCAAAGGAUUCUUGAGGGCUGUUGGAAAUUAACCCUGCCCUUUGGUCCAAGGAAAGAUAUGCGGGUCUUUGGCUUGUUACAGACAAGAGCAGAAAGUUUACUGAAGUCAGUUUAGGAUUGUCAAAUGAGAACAAGUAAGAAAAUUAGCUGAGUGAAAAGACAAAGUAUUAAAAAAAAAAAAACCACAACA
This is a messenger RNA of Ictidomys tridecemlineatus (thirteen-lined ground squirrel), 1327 nucleotides long. It is a transcript of the gene Nudt2, whose product is annotated as nudix hydrolase 2. Lineage: Eukaryota; Metazoa; Chordata; Mammalia; Rodentia; Sciuridae. Gene Ontology annotation, biological process: ATP biosynthetic process; AMP biosynthetic process. The record is from RefSeq and is a predicted model, not a curated record. Gene Ontology annotation, molecular function: bis(5'-nucleosyl)-tetraphosphatase (asymmetrical) activity.